Molecule: messenger RNA, 165 nt
Organism: Gavia stellata (red-throated loon)
Lineage: Eukaryota; Metazoa; Chordata; Aves; Gaviiformes; Gaviidae
Gene: PCP4
Product: Purkinje cell protein 4
Exons: 2
Coding region: 1-165 (54 amino acids)
Cellular component (GO): cytoplasm
Molecular function (GO): calmodulin binding; calcium ion binding
Source: RefSeq, a predicted model, not a curated record
AUGUUCACUGUAGGACUGGGAUACAAUAAUUGUAUAAAUGGGCAGAAGAAGGUUCAAGAGGAAUUUGACAUAGACAUGGAUGCGCCAGAGACAGAGCGGGCGGCCGUGGCGAUACAGUCCCAGUUCAGAAAAUUCCAGAAGAAAAAAGCGGGGUCCCAGUCUUAG